Messenger RNA from Exophiala bonariae, 2670 nucleotides. RefSeq lists its product as uncharacterized. NCBI's taxonomy places the organism in Eukaryota, Fungi, Ascomycota, Eurotiomycetes, Chaetothyriales, Herpotrichiellaceae. The transcript is spliced from 4 exons. The record is from RefSeq and is a predicted model, not a curated record. The coding region runs from base 1 to 2670 and encodes 889 amino acids. Gene Ontology annotation, molecular function: oxidoreductase activity.
AUGGUACAAAAUUUACGAUUUGAUGGCCAGACGGUGGUGGUCACUGGAGCGGGAGCAGGUCUUGGCAAAGCCUAUGCUCUCUUCUUUGCAUCAAGAGGUGCAAACGUCGUGGUCAAUGACUUGGGUGGUGAUAUAAAAGGCUCUGGUGCUAGCCAAAAGGCUGCAGAUAUAGUCGUGGAGGAGAUCAAGGCUAGUGGUGGAAGGGCUGUGGCGGAUUACAACAGCGUUGUGGAUGGCGAGGGGAUCGUUCAGACAGCCAUCAAUACAUUCGGUCGAAUUGAUGUUCUCAUUAAUAAUGCAGGUAUCCUUCGUGACGUGUCUUUCAAGAACAUGACAGAUGCAGAUUGGGAUAUCAUCACCGCGGUGCACCUUGCCGGAGCUUACAACACUACGUCUGCAGCUUGGCCACACUUUGUGAAGCAAAAGUAUGGACGGAUCAUCAACACAACAUCUGUGGCAGGCAUUUAUGGCAAUUUUGGGCAGACUAAUUAUGCAUCUGCCAAACUUGGCUUGGUGGGCUUCACUGAAGCUUUGGCAAACGAGGGCGCUGCGUAUAACAUAUACGCCAAUGUAAUCGCACCUCAAGCUGGAAGUCGACUCACUGCCACGGUGCUGCCUCCUGAAAUCAUUGCAAUCAUGAAACCUGAAUAUGUGACACCACUCGUUGCAGUUUUGGUCCACUCAUCGAACAAGGAAAAUGGCUCCAUAUUCGAGGUUGCUGCUGGAUAUGUGGCAAAGAUUAGAAGACAGCGAGCAGCUGGCCUCUUUCUCAAGCCCGAUCAUACUUACACGCCUUCUGCGGUUCUUCGAGGUUGGUCUCAAGUCAAUGACUUUUCGAAGUCAGAGUAUAGCCAGUUACCUACCAACACGAGGUCAAUGUUGAGUCAAUUAUCAAAGCCCAACGAACAAGGCCCUGACGUACGAUUCGAUGACAAAGUGGUGGUCGUCACGAGGGCUGGCACAGGACUGGGGCGAGAGUCCGCUCUUGCAUACGCAAAACUCGGAGCAAAAGUUGUUGUAAAUGACACUGUCCGCUCAGACGUUGUUGUGAAGCAAAUAAGAGCUACAGGAGGUCACGCUGUGGCUAACACUGCUCCUGUUGGAGAUGGCGGUGCCAUUGUAAAGACCGCCCUUGAUACCUGGGGAAGGAUUGACAUCCUUGUCAACAACCCAGAACUCACAAUUUCCGGGGCCACUACAUGGCAAGGAGUGAUCGACUCUCAUCUUCGUGACGCCUACAAAAUAACAAAAGCUGCAUGGCCUCACAUGAUAAAGCAGAAAUACGGCAGGAUCCUAAAUAUUGCCGGUGUAACUGGGAGUGGUAAUCUCAUCAGCCGGUUGGCGCUCGCCACAGCAAGUGCCAGCAUUAUUGGUUUCUCUCAAGCUUUGGCUUUGGAAGGUAGAAAGAACAACAUUUUUGUGAACGCAAUUGCACCAUUUACCUGGAGCCAACUUACCGACGGUGGACAACAGAACUUUUACCCUGAGCAUGUCUCUGCACUAGUACUAGCGCUGUCCUCUGAUAUGAUCCCCGAUCUACCCACUGGCCUUUUAUUCCAAGCUGGCAGCGCUUGGCAAGCCCGGCUCAGGUGGCAGCGAACUGGUGGUCAUUUGUUCCCCCUUGAAGCAACCUUCACACCAGAAAAGGUGCUGGAGAAUUGGAGGAGUAUUACAAACUUCGACGACGGGAAAGUCGACUAUCCACAUACAAUUACAGACAGUGGAGCCAAGGUAUUUGCCAAUCUCAACAGCCCUGCUACUAAGGGUCUCUCUACCAAACUUGAUGGCAGGAAGUAUCUGGCGAUCAUUGAGAAGGCGAAAAAGGAUGAACUUCUACCCCUGCCGUUCAGCUGGACCUGGAGGGACACAAUCUUAUACAAUCUCGCUCUCGGGGCAAACCGGACGCAACUGCCCUUGGUAUUUGAGAACCACCCAAAAUUCCAAGUGUUACCGACUUAUGGUGUUAUCCCAAUGUAUGGCGCACCUACCAAAACACCACUAAACGAACUGAUUCCAAACUUUUCCCCAACCCGAAUUCUGCACGGCGAACACUACCUUGAGAUUCGGAAAUUUCCCAUCCCGACAGAGGCAAAAGUGGCAUCUUAUGCAAAGCUACUCGAAGUGGUCGACAAGGGCAAUGCUGCUAUUGUUAUACAAGACUACGAAACCAAGGACGUUGAGACUGGUGAGGUGUUGUUCUCCAACAUCUUUACCUUGUUUGUACGUGGGUCCGGAGGCUUUGGCGGCGUAAAGAGUGACAUCAACCGUGGUCCUGCGAGUAUCAACUACAGCCCACCAAAUCGAGCACCUGAUGCAGUGGUUGAAGAAAAGACAUCCGAUGACCAAGCCGCGCUCUACCGUCUUAACGGCGAUCGGCUCCCGUUGCACAUCGACCCGGCAUUCGCAAAGCAGGGCGGCUUCGAUACCCCGAUUUUGCAUGGCCUAUGCACGUUCGGCAUCGCUGGAAAACACGUCUUUCUUACCUAUGGAGAGUUCAAGAACAUUAAAGUCCGCUUCACCGGUAUUGUGUAUCCUGGACAAACUCUUGUUACAGAGAUGUGGCGUGAUGGAGGCCGAGUAACAUUCCAGACUAAAGUCAAGGAAACAGGAAAAUUGGCUUUGGGUAGUUGCGGCGUGGAGCUGAGGAAUAAACCGAAGCAGAAUCUGUAG